Messenger RNA from Phyllopteryx taeniolatus (common seadragon), 2820 nucleotides. Its product is annotated as dynein axonemal assembly factor 3-like. The transcript has 10 exons. Gene Ontology annotation, biological process: motile cilium assembly; axonemal dynein complex assembly. Bases 455 to 1804 code for a protein of 449 amino acids. NCBI's taxonomy places the organism in Eukaryota, Metazoa, Chordata, Actinopteri, Syngnathiformes, Syngnathidae. The record is from RefSeq and is a predicted model, not a curated record.
UAAAUUUGAUAAAGAAGUUACGUCAUCAACAUGGUGCCUGAAAUACACGCAUUCAAUGUUAAUUAAAGCUUCAAUAGCCAAUGAAACCGAGCAUUGAGCAAAUCUAAUUAACAUAUCAUCAAUUACUUUUCUAGACUUUGUGGACACUCUACUAUUAAAGGGAAAAACAUGGUGACGUGAUGGCGUAAUUAUCUUUGUAAAACAAUCGCGUAUUAAAGGUAAAAAAAUAUAUAUACAGUUCAUGUUUACUUCCUGGUUACAGACUGCGCAUGUGCAUAAAGCGUACAAAGGGUUGCCUGGCAACAAAAAACUAAACUCAAGUAGCGCUAGCUUGUAGGCUAACCGUCACGCAAAACUCGGCCAACAUACUCACGGCUGCUUGUUUAGUGAAGGUUGCUUCUACGACGGAGCUUCCGUUGUCAACGAGCUUCCACCGGAGUGUCCCCGGGACACAAUGAGCGCCGGGCGGCCGUCAGAAGGCGCAGGCUGCGUCAACUGGUGGGGCUUCAGUCCAGCUCGAGACCUCAUCAGUACAGGCCCCGUGAGCCAUGAAGGGGAAGUCAACAUUUUACUAGUCGGCAGUAGCGAUCCGAGACAUCUUCUGAAGACCUUGGCUAAUCUGAGGGACGAGGACGUCCUUAACGUAUGGCUGUUUGAAAACAGCAUGGAGGUGGUCGCCAGGCACAUGCUGCUGCUCUACAUCACACUGACUCCACAGCAAAAAAUGGGACUAAAUGAGAAGACAGAGACGUUCCUGGAGGUGUUUGGCAACAGCGUAAUCCGCAAUCAGACGCACGACACGGUGAAACGUGUGGCGUCGCAGCUCUUGCACCACGUCAGCGACAUCCCGGAGUCAGACGCGCACGCUUGCUUCAACACAUCUCUUCUCAAGUUUAAGGAGCGGGAUGAGCUGGCUAGGAUUUUUAAAUCAUGGAUGCAGCCUUCGUCUUCUUCCGCUGCUCCUGUCUCCAUAGCCAAAGCCUGGGAUUACCGUGUCAGGCAGCACCUUGGCACACGCUACGACUCAAAGAAGGGCUGCUUCGACUGGGACCUCACGAUGAAGCUACAUGAGAAGGGGUGCCGUGUCAUUAACAAGCAUCAGUAUGUCCGGUGGAGGGAGAGCGGCCUGGCCUUUGAACUGAGGGAAGGUGUCUACCAAAUAACCAACCCGAGCUUGCUGUCCUCUCGGGUGUUCAGCCAGAGAGGGGACAGAGUGGCUCUGAGGGGCUACUGGGGAGACAUCACGUCUAGUCCUUACCUGGCCUUCGGCAUUGAAACCGAAAACGAGAACUUGCUGAAGACGCAGAACGGCCAACACGUGAAGACAGCACAGGACAUCUCCUUUGCAAACGUGCAAGAUUUUUUCCAAUCCCUGUCCAGGAGACGGGAAUGCCCUUCUACUCCUCAGUUCGACGCAGAGGAGGAAAAUCCACCCACAAAUAUUGAACAUAAUUAUCUCCCAGUCAACGACCUGAUGCGACUUAAAGGGGUGUCCGUCAACUUCCUGCCUCUGGAUUCCCUUCAGAAGCUGCCAGAAAAACAGAAAUAUGCCAACUUCUUCGACAUUAUCCACUUUUCUGCCAGCUGCGCGCACCAUUUGGGCCCAAACAUCCAGCAGAUUGCAGCACCAGACGCUGUGCUCAUCGUGGAGUUGGCCAAGUUCAUUUUGGACCUGAACAAAGAGCAAGAAGCUGGUUUUGCAGAGAGAGUGACCAGCAUGUGUGUGGAAGCCGGAUUCCAACCGUGUCGUGGGACAAAGACUGAUGACGUUUAUGCUGUUUUUGAACCACACAAGGAGAAGUGACGCUGGCUCCAUGUUUUUCCUCAGUCAACUAUUUCACAGCACAUUUUGCCAGGAGCGUGGGUUCCUGCUCAGUGACAGUGUGAAUGUGAGUGAUCAUCUACAUGUGCCCUCAUCAUGUUCCCUAUGACAAAUUAAACAGCAAAUUUUCAUCCAACGCAGCAAUUUAUUCAUGUUUGUUUCCAAGUGUUGUGACAAUGCAAAUGUGCCAUCGCCGCCAUCUUUUUUUGACAGUUGCGGGUGUCGACUCACUUCCAGCGUCCUCCAACCUUCCCCUUCCCGUGGCCCUUUUUGCUGCUCCGAGGCAAGACAAAGAUUUUUGAGUAUAUAGCGACUUGUUGUACAUGCAGUGCAGUGUGUCAUUAACUCACAACUUCUGAGCAUGUUGGAUUCUAUUCAAUAGGACAGUGAUCUGGAAUAGGCAAUGGGAAAAAUUAUUUAACGUGAUAUCUUCCCGUUCGCUGAAAUUUAAUUUUGCUUAUUUGGUGAAAAGAAUUUCACCUCAUACUUCUGACUCUUCAUCUUCUCAGAGAGGUCAAAUUUCUCCGACUCCAGCUGGUAGAUGCACUCCCACAUCUCUCCGGCUCGUUUUCUAAAAGACAAUUGCAGUGACAUUGAAAAGAAAGCAAAUUGAAAAAGUAAACACGCAUUUGGACAGGAUCCGUCACCGAGAUAAAAAUGCACAUUUUGAUGAACAAUCUUCCAUAGUUUGCAGUUGUGCAGAACUCGAACAUAAUACUGGUGGUUUAAUGCAAUAAAUAUGGGCAAAAGUACUGAGACUGUAGGGUUGAUUUUUUUGUUUGUUUUUUUCCUCUUGAUUUUGGUCGGUGCAUCUGACUAGGUGCCAGAGUCAUUAAUGGACUAGACUAGGACUAAUAAUAGACUAGAGCAAUGGUAAACCCCAAAAUCUCCAGUGAGUGUAUAUAAAUGAUAUUGAUAGCUCAAUACAAGAACACAGACUGCUAAACGAUAGCUACUAUCAUUAGUGUGAUUCAAAGUGACCUGAGGGCGUCCUCUCU